CUGGUUGAUUUCUAGCUCGCGCUCUCGUUCUGUAAUAGACCCCCCCCCCUCUCUGCCCAACACACACACGCACAGAAAGGCACAGUGGCUGGUGUCGGUGAAAUUCAUUUCCCUGGCUCUGUAUUUAUACAUUCUUUCUCACAAACUUUACCCUCUGUUUGAAGUUUAAACGGGGUCGCUGUGGAUUACCCGACACCGGUGCGACCGGAGGAACAAGGGGGGAAUGAACCGGGACGACGGGUAUGUUGUUACAAAUGUAAUUUUAUUAUUAUCCAAUGCUUCUUCGGAGUUUAACAGCAAGCGAGUCGCCGUGCUGAAAGAGAGGUAAAGAAAGAGUGGAGGCGAGAGAGAGGGGGAUAUCAUGGCCGCUCAGGUCGCCAGCGUCGCUGCUCUCAACACUAGCCCGCCAUCCGAACUCAAAAAGCCGGACCGGGACCCACAGGACGAGUCGGUACCGGGUGAGAAGCAGCAUGAAAACAAGGACACGGGACCUGACGCGGGAUCUCCGGUUCAGAAGGAGCUGCAGGACGGGAGCGAUGCUGGGAACGCUGGGGGAGGAGGGGAUCCUGACAUGAAGAACGGCAACGGGAAUUUACCCAGGGUAAAUAAUAACAGCAGCAAUCAGAAUGAUACAGGCGGGCCCGAAGGAAAUAACCUGCCCGGGAUGGGCCACCACCACCCCGGACCCUUUCCUCCACCUCCUUAUGGCUACAACCAGCACUACAGCCGGGGCCCUUUUCCUCAACAUGGCGGACAACAAAGCCCUGGCAUGGCAGCUGCAUCGGGGCCGGGCAUGAUGGACCUUUACCCCGCUAACUCACACGAACACGGCUACCACAACAACUACAACAGCUACACCCCGUUCCAAAACAGGACUUCAUACCAGGGCCAGGGAUACGGGCCCAUGAGUUCCCCGCGGAACAACCAGCCUCCGGCGGCUGGGGGGCAGCCAGUCAAGCAGCAGCCAGCAGGAGGAAACACUGCUAUGGCUGCCUCCUACAACAACCAGAGGUAUAACAUGGGGAGCCAGCAACCUACAUCCACGCCAACUUUGAAUCAGCUCCUGACAUCCCCCAGCUCUGCCAGGAGCUACUCAAACUACCCCCAAGGAGACUACAACAAUCAAGAAGGGGCUAACAAGGGAACAGGAGAUUUGAGCAGCAGUCAGUAUAGUGGGGUCCAUCCGGGUUGGCAACAAAGGACCCAUCAUCCGCCUCCCAUUAGCCCGGGAAACACUGGACAACCACCCAGCAGGAGCCAGCCUACCAGCCCGAUGGACCAGGUAGGGAAGAUGCGAGGCCAGCCAUACGGAGGGUCUAACCCCUACUCCCAGCAUCAGCAGGGGCCUCCCACUGGACCGGGACCCCAGCAAGGAGGUUCAUACCCGGGGCAGAGCUAUGGACCUCCAGGCCCUCAGAGGUACCCGAUGGGGAUGCAGAGCCGCACACCGGGCACCAUGGGUAGCAUGCAGUAUGGGCAGCAGAUGUCUGCAUAUGGACAACAGGGUCCAGGAGGCUUUGGCCAACAGAACCAGGGCUACUAUAGUCAGCAUGGGCCGUCUCCUCUACCCGGCCAGCAGCAACCUCCAUAUUCUGGCCAGACCCAGGGAAGCUCUGGUGCUCCCUACUCCCAGCAGGGCCAUCCUUCUCAACCCACCGGCCAACAUGCGCAGCCAGGGCCCCCAUACCAACAAUCACAAGGGCCCCAUGGACCUGCUGCAGGACAGCCUCCCUAUAGCCAGCCCCCACAGUCCCAUUCAGGACAGCCACCUUAUGUCUCUCCUCAGCAGCAGCAGCAGCCUCAACAGCAGCAGCAGCAGCAGCAGCAACAACAACAGGGUCCUGGACCCCAGAGUCAACAGGGCCCUCAGGGCCAACCUGGUUACCAACAAACCACUGGACCAGGGCAGGCACCUCAGCAACAGACCCCACAGCAGCAGCAAGGACCACAGCAGCAACAGCAACAACCAGGAGGUCCACCUCCUCAAGCCCAGCAGCCCCCAGGUCACACCCAGCAGAGCCAACAGUCACCUUACUCCCAGACACCCCCCCUGCAACAACCGCAGCAGCAACAGUCUCCAUAUCAGAGAUUCCCACCUCCUCCACAGGAGCUCUCCCAGGAUUCCUUCAGUUCCCAGUCCAGUGCCCCUCCAUCUAACCAGCCCAACAAGAGUGGUCAGGAAGACAGCAUGCAGGGGCGGCCCUCCAGUCUGCCGGAUCUCUCUGGCUCUAUCGAUGACCUGCCCACCGGCACCGAGGCGGUGUUAAGUCCAGGCGUCAGCACCUCCGGGGUGUCCAGCAGUCAGGGUGAGCAGAGCAACCCGGCCCAGUCGCCUUUUUCCCCGCACACCCCGCCCCACCUGCCUGGCAUACGUGGACCCUCGCCGUCACCCGUUGGCUCCCCGGCCAGUGUGACCCCAUCUCGCACCGGCCCGCUCUCCCCAGCUGCUGUACCAGGUAACCAGAUGCCGCCCCGGCCACCCAGCGUCCAGUCAGACAACAUGAUGCAUUCUUCCAUGAACCAGUCAGCCAUGGGCCCGGACAGAGUGUACAUGCGUAACCCUCAGAUGCCUCCGUAUGGGUCCCCUGGACAGCCUGGCUCUGCCUUAUCCCCACGCCAGUCUUCAGGAGGCCAGAUACAUAGUGGAAUGGGACCAUAUCCCCAGAACAAUACUAUGGGAAACUAUGGCCCUCAGGGGGGGCAGUAUGGCCCACAAGGUUAUCCCAGGCAGCCAGGCUACACAGGGAUGCCCAACACUAACUACCCCAGCGGAACCGGAAUGGGCAGCUCCAUGAGCCCCAUGCCGGGUCAGGGCAGUGGGGUUCCAUAUGGAAGUAUGCCAUCCGGAAGGAUAGGUCCGGGGCAGAUGGGUCCUCGGCCCUACGCUCCCAGUAUGGGUGCCAACAUAGGAAGCAUGCCUCCUCAGGUGGGGUCCGGCAUGUGCCCCCCUCCAGGCAUGAACAGAAAGGAUGGGGGCCCCACCAUGCACCACGGUCCUGCAAACUCCAUACACAACAGGCCCCCAGGCUAUCCUAACAUGUCCCAGGGUAUGUUGGGACCAGGACCUCCCUAUGGCCCAGGUAUGAACAGCAUGCACGGUGUAAUGAACCAGGGAGGGCCGGGGCCUUAUCCAGUGGGUGGGAACAUGGCCAACAACACCCCCGGGAUAGCACCUGGUUCUGAGUUUGGCAUGGACAAAAUGAACCCUACCCAAAAGGUCAACAACAAAGCUGAUGGGACUCCAAAACCUGAAUCCAAAAAGAAGUCCAGUUCUUCCACCAUCACCAAUGAGAAGAUCACCCGGCUGUAUGAGCUGGGCCCAGAGCCGGAGAGGAAGAUGUGGGUGGACCGAUACCUGGCCUUCGCUGAGGAGAAGGCCAUGGGCAUGAGCAAUCUGCCCGCUGUGGGCCGCAAACCUCUCGAUCUCUUCCGCCUCUACGUGUCCGUCAAAGAGAUCGGCGGCCUUACCCAGGUAAACAAGAAUAAGAAGUGGAGGGAGCUGGCCACCAGUCUAAACGUGGGCACGUCGAGCAGUGCGGCCAGCUCGCUCAAGAAACAGUACAUCCAGUGUUUAUAUGCCUUUGAGUGUAAGAUUGAGCGUGGCGAGGACCCGCCCCCGGACUUCUUCAAUACAGACACAAAAAAGAACCAGCCCAAGAUCCAGCCCCCGAGCCCAGCUGGUUCAGGGUCCCUCCAAGGGCCCCAAACUCCCCAAUCAACCACCAGCUCAAUGACAGAAGGAGGAGACCUGAAGCCUCCCACCCCAGCCUCCACCCCGCACUCACAGAUGCCUCCGAUGCCUGGUGUCAGGAGUAGUGUAAAUCUGCAGGAUCCUUUUGCUGAUGGCGGAGACCCAGCGUUUUCCAGAAGAAACACCAUGACUCCUAACUCUCAGGGCUACCAGCCGGGCAUGGGCGGUCCAGAGAUGAUGAGUCGCAUGGCUCCCUACGAGUCAAACAAAGACCCGUUUGGAGGCAUGAGAAAAGCCGGAGAACAGUUCAUGCCACCUAACCCUAACAGUGGAAUGGGGGAACAAUACAACAGAGGACCACCAGGUCCUAUGGGGAACAUGCCAAUGGGUCAGCGGCAGCAGUACCCAUAUGGAUAUGAACGAAGGCAGGAACCAGGCAUGGGCCCUGAUGGCAACAUGGGGCCGGGAGCGCCUCAGGCCAAUAUGAUGCCUUCUGGUUCUGACGCAGGGAUGUAUUCACCCAGCCGUCCUCCACCGCAGCAAAGGCAUGAUACCUAUACAAAUCAAUACCCUGGCCAAGGGCCUCCCCCUGGUGGCCCAUACCCUAAUCAGCAGCCAGGAAUAUAUCCACAGCAGCAACCUAACUACAAGCGGCCCGUAGAUGGAGGGUAUGGCCCUCCAGCCAAGCGCCAUGAGGGAGAAAUAUACAACGUUCCUUACAGUGGUCAGCAGCAGCAGCCUGGACCCCAGUCCUCUGGGCACCAGGGCCAGCAGGACAUGUAUAACCAGUAUAAUACAUAUCCAGGAGGAGAGCGCAGACCCCCAGGCCCACAGGGCCAGUUCCCCUUCCCCUUUGGUAGAGAUAGAGGACCUUCAUCUGCAGGUCCAAACUCCCAGACUCACAUGCCUCCUCAGAUGAUGACAAGCUCAAUGCCUUCCGGUCCUGACAGCCCCCAGGGCCCAGUGUGGCAGGGCCGCAAUGAGAUGGGUUAUCCCAAUUAUCCCAACCGACAGGGACCUCCUGUACCAGGCCAGGGCCCUGGGUACCACGGCAUGAACCGUUCAGGAGAGGAGAUGAUGCCUUCAGACCAACGCAUGAACCACGAGGGGCAGUGGCCCGGUCACGUAAACCAGAGGCAGCCACCGUUUGGACCUGCCAGUUCUGGACCACCUAUGACCAGACCCUUACCCUCAACUUACCAAGCUUCUCAGAACCACAUUCCUCAGGUGUCAAGCCCAGCUCCCCUGCCCCGGCCUAUGGAAACCAGGACAUCCCCCAGCAAGUCCCCCUACAUGCACCCUGGCAUUAAGGUGCAGAAAGCUGGCCCCCCAGUGCCCGCAUCGCAUAUCGGCCAGGCCCCUGUGCAGCAACCCAUGAUUCGACGAGAUGUGGCCUUCCCUCCUGGCUCUGUGGAAGCUACCCAACCCCACCUUAAACCCAGAAGGCGGCUCACCAUGAAAGACAUUGGCACUCCUGAGGCUUGGAGAGUUAUGAUGUCCCUAAAGUCAGGUUUAUUAGCUGAAAGCACCUGGGCCUUGGACACCAUCAACAUUUUACUGUAUGAUGACGGCAGCAUUGCUACUUUUAAUCUUUGCCAGCUACCUGGGUUCCUGGAGCUCGUAGUGGAGUACUUCAGACGCUGCCUCAUUGAGAUCUUUGGCAUUCUAAAGGAGUAUGAAGUGGGAGACCCUGGUCAGCGCACCCUGAUAGAUCCCAAUGCAGCUGAGGGUUCUGAUGAUGAAAUUCCUAUACCUGAGUAUGAAGACAUGGACACAGAUGAAGAGGAGGAUGAGGAGAAUGAGGAAAGAAAGGCCAAUCAUGACACUUCCUCACAGGUGAAGGUUAAAGAGGAGGAGGAAGAAAGCUCUCUAAAAGACAAGUCCUCAGAAGAUGAGGAUGAGGAAGAGAAAAAGGAGUCUUCUAUCAAGGAAGCCAGCUGCUCUACCUCAGGGUCUUCUCAGGACCCCAACGUCCACUUGGAAAAGCCCAAGCAGGCUAGCAAGUUUGAUAAACUCCCCAUCAAGGUGGUGCGUAAGAAGAACCCCUUUCAGUUAAACCACUUAUCCAAGCUUGGGCAGCGGCAGAGUUUUGACAGUGGCCUGAUACACUGGAGUAUUGGCGGUGGCGACACUACUGAACACAUCCAGACCCACUUCGAAAGUCAGAUGGAUCUCCUUAAGCAGCGGAAACGCAUGCCACCGGCCACUGAAGGCCGCAAGAAGGUCAAGCUGGCGGGGACAAUGACAACAGAAAACCCAGAGAAAUCCAAGUUUUGUUUAGAAGACAAGGUUCAACAACAGCCGGCCCAGUCUUCUGAUCCCAACAAGGCCUCAGGGGAGAAGACCCCUUCCUCUCUUCCCAUUGGUGCACCAGUCACUGCAACCAUUGAUGAUGUACUGUCGGCCCGACCGGGGUCGGUCACAAUGGAAGUGGUCCGCGGAGGUGCUGAGGAGCAGAAGGAGAACGGCAAGUAUCUGUUCAGCAUAAACCCUGACCCUCAGAGCCGCCGCAACGUCAAAAUCCUAGAAGAUGAGCCCCACAGCAAGGACGAAACUCCUCUCAGCACUCUGUCGGACUGGCAGGACUCAUUGGCCCGCCGCUGCAUCUGCGUUUCCAACAUCAUCAGGAGCCUCUCCUUCGUUCCAGGCAAUGACCUGGAAAUGUCCAAACACCCAGGCCUCCUGCUGCUGCUGGGCCGUCUGGUGCUGCUCCACCACAGACACCCUGAGCGCAAACAGGCACCAGUCACCUAUGAGAAGGAGGAAGAAGAAGAUGAAGGAGUGAGCUGCGACAGAGACGAGUGGUGGUGGGACUGCCUUGAGGUGUUAAGGGAGAACUGCUUGGUCACUCUGGCCAACAUCUCAGGCCAGCUGGACCUUUCCAUUUACCCAGAGAGUAUAUGUCUGCCACUGCUGGAUGGCUUGCUCCACUGGGCAGUGUGCCCCUCGGCAGAGGCCUUGGAUCCCUUCCCCACGCUUGGGCCACACAGCUCCCUUUCACCCCAGAGACUUGUCCUCGAGACCCUCAGCAAGCUCAGCAUCCAGGACAACAAUGUUGACCUCAUUCUGGCAACGCCACCAUUCAGCCGCUUGGAGAAGCUCUACGGCUCACUCGUACGCCUUGUUGGUGAACGCAAGGUGGCUGUCUGUCGGGAAAUGGCAGUUGUUUUGCUAGCUAACUUAGCUCAGGGCGACAGUCUAGCAGCACGGGCCAUCGCUGUGCAGAAAGGCAGUGUGGGGAACCUGCUAGGCUUCUUGGAGGACAGCCUGGCAGCCACACAAUACCAACAGAGCCAAAGCUCCUUGCUUCAAAUGCAGGGCGGUCCUCAUUUUGAGCCUACAAGCGUGGACAUGAUGCGGCGGGCGGCUCGGGCACUGCACGCCCUGGCCAAAGUGGAGGAAAACCACUCAGAGUUCACUUUGUACGAGUCGCGCCUACUAGACAUCUCAGUGUCCCCACUUAUGAACCCUCUGGUGUCCCAAGUCAUCUGUGAUGUACUGUUUCUGAUUGGCCAGUCAUGACAGCCGCCAGGGGCUUUCAGCUCUGCCUCUUUCCGUUCCCCCUCCCCAAGCUCCUUUUUUUGUGUGCGUAUGUAUGUGUUGUAUGCGCGUGAGUGAAACGAGUAAAAACUGACUCUCCUUUGUUUUUAAUUUAUGCAAAAAUCACUUCGGACUCUACUGUCUUUUUACCCCUGCUUCUCACUAAAGGAAGGAAUAUCAUGAAGUAGCUGUGGAUUUUAACUGUCUCACACGGAGCAGGAAAGAGCAGAUCGGGACCCAGGCAUAGGACAGAGUGCACUGCCCUGCGGACUGAACUUGUUUUUUAAUUAAAAGAAAAACUCCAUAAAAAAAAAGAAGAAAAAAAACUGUAACCAAAGUUGCUGUCUCGUUUACAGUGAGUUUGGAGGAUUCAUGUGCUCGCAGUCCCCCUCAGAGGGGUCUGCAGGGCACAUAGGAAACAAUAUUAUGGUUCAUGUUCGGAGGCUAGGUAGACUCAUGGACUGUGGUGUGGUAUAAUUGCUGUAAUUUUGGAUGCUAUAUACUCAGCCUCACAGGAACCACAUUAUUGGCUAUGAACAGACGUUUGUCAUGGGAGGCCUGUGCAGUAGAUUGUAGGACUUUUUUCUGUACUGUACACCUUAAGAACUGUAAACAUACUGUAAUAAUACUGUUUCACACUGAGAUAUGCUGGCUUGGCAGCAAACUGUAGUUUUUAAAAACAGUUUUAGUUCAUGUCGAGAGAAAACGGCUUUCCCCCCAAAGUAUGGUGAACCUACAACACCCCGACCUCUUCUCUUUGUCCCUUGAUUGUAUGACCUGACCCUCUUAUAUUAAAAAGUCACCUAUAGGACUGGUCCUCAACGCUAGACGCAGUCCAGGCUGCAGUGUAAAUAUCACGUUGUACAUUAUACUUCUCUCUUUCUCAGCUUCUGUUGCUCUUCAUCGUUUUUAAUCUUUGACGUUUUGUCCCUCACCCCCGUGCGCCAUGUAAUUUACUUGACGCCCACCCUGCUCCGUUAUUUCGGCGCCCCGCCCCACACCCUGUACCACUCAGCGCUCUGGGGAGGGUGUCCAGCUGCUGUCCGAUGCCACAUCUAAACAAGCGUCAAGCUUCAGCUUGUCUCUGGGCUGAGUGUAGAGCUUAUUAACAAAAAUGUCCACGGUUUCAUUAGAGCUCCCUCACAAAGACAAACUAAACCUUGAUGAAGAAACUAGUUUUAAUUUUGUUUUUUGUUUUUUUUUUGUUUUUUUUCCAGUGAUGCGGAUUCUGCAUAUUUGUAUCUCAGAUGAUGUAGCUAAAGACUUGAUGUAAAUUCCUUUUUCCCCCUUUUUUGGCUUAAUGAAUAUCAUUUAUUCAGUAUGAAAUCUUUAUACUAUAUGUUCCACGUGUUAAGAAUAAAUGUACAUUAAAUCUUC
Messenger RNA from Girardinichthys multiradiatus, 8608 nucleotides. It is a transcript of the gene arid1ab, whose product is annotated as AT rich interactive domain 1Ab (SWI-like). Lineage: Eukaryota; Metazoa; Chordata; Actinopteri; Cyprinodontiformes; Goodeidae. Bases 362 to 7213 code for a protein of 2283 amino acids. Gene Ontology annotation, molecular function: DNA binding; nucleosome binding. Gene Ontology annotation, biological process: positive regulation of DNA-templated transcription; regulation of transcription by RNA polymerase II; chromatin remodeling. The transcript is spliced from 20 exons. The record is from RefSeq and is a predicted model, not a curated record. Gene Ontology annotation, cellular component: nBAF complex; nucleoplasm; SWI/SNF complex.